Messenger RNA from Pundamilia nyererei, 2289 nucleotides. It is a transcript of the gene pcyt1aa, whose product is annotated as phosphate cytidylyltransferase 1A, choline a. The record is from RefSeq and is a predicted model, not a curated record. Gene Ontology annotation, cellular component: endoplasmic reticulum. The coding region runs from base 455 to 1567 and encodes 370 amino acids. Lineage: Eukaryota; Metazoa; Chordata; Actinopteri; Cichliformes; Cichlidae. Gene Ontology annotation, biological process: CDP-choline pathway. Gene Ontology annotation, molecular function: phosphatidylcholine binding; choline-phosphate cytidylyltransferase activity. The transcript has 9 exons.
AGAAGUAGAAGAAUAAUUCCAGUAGGUGGCAGUCGAGUACAGUCACGGAAGCGCCCGUUGUUGUACCAGUUCCUUUAAGGAUGUCCAAGUUUUGUAGUUCCUGUGUUGUUGACCUGUCAGCCUUGUAGUACAGACUGUCACUGCUGAGAAUUUGUCUGUCCUUCUGGUUGAUGCGGUAUUUUGACAGCGACACAGAAAAUACUGGGACGUUGGACGCACAGGAUUGUUCAUCUUUACCGUUGUCACUUGUGCUAGCGAACUAGCGAGCUAACAGCUAAAGUUAGCUAAUAGGCGGCCAACUUUAAAAGGUAGAUUGGUAACUAGCAACUGAGGGUGGCUAGCAGCGUUAGCUAGCUUUCUUGCUUUCAGCCAGCUAGCCUGCUGGCACUGCGAGGGUAGGAAGCCGCCCACUCGUGCAAGGCAGCAUUCCGAAAAAAAAAAAAAACAGCGAAAGAUGGAGGCCCAAAGCUCCAGCACACUGCUGCUGUCAAGAAAGAGAAGAAGAGAUGGCUCCAAUGGGGAGGCCGAGGAGGGUGAACGGUUUGGGAAAAUCCCCAGGUGUACUGUGGGGCUCAGGCACCCUGUACCCUUUGCAGAUGAGCUAGAGCCAGCUGAUAGUAAAGCUUACAAAAGAGUCAGCAUGGAAGAGGCCAAGAGGGGAACACCACCUGAAAGACCUGUGAGGGUCUAUGCAGAUGGCAUCUUUGAUCUUUUCCACUCAGGUCACGCCAGAGCCCUCAUGCAGGCUAAAUGCCUCUUCCCAAAUACACAUCUCAUUGUUGGAGUGUGCAGCGAUGACCUGACUCACAAGUACAAGGGCUUCACAGUGAUGAACGAGGAUGAGCGAUAUGAUGCUAUCAGACAUUGCCGCUAUGUGGAUGAAGUAGUGCGAAACGCCCCCUGGACGUUAACGCCAGAGUUUCUUGCAAAACAUCGUAUUGACUUCGUGGCCCACGACGACAUCCCAUACUCCUCAGCGGGCAGUGAUGAUGUUUACAAGCACAUUAAAGAAGCUGGUAUGUUUGCACCCACCCAGCGGACAGAGGGCAUCUCCACCUCUGACAUCAUCACUCGCAUAGUCCGCGACUAUGAUGUAUAUGUCAGGCGCAACCUGCAGCGAGGGUACACAGCCAAGGAGCUCAACGUCAGCUUCAUCAAUGAGAAGAAGUACCAUCUCCAGGAACGCGUGGACAAGGUGAAGAAGAAGGUGCGUGACGUAGAGGAGAAGAGCAAGGAGUUUGUCCAGAAGGUGGAGGAGAAGAGCAUCGACCUGAUUCAGAAAUGGGAAGAGAAGUCCAGGGAGUUUAUUGGAAACUUCCUGCAGAUGUUUGGCCCUGAGGGAGCCUUGAAACACAUGCUGAAGGAAGGACGUGGCCGCAUGUUGCAGGCCAUCAGUCCCAGACAAAGCCCCAGCAGCAGCCCCACCCGCGAGGAGCGCUCUCCCUCUCCCACCUUCCGUCUCCCCUUCUUCUCCAAGACCUCCCCGCCCCCCUCACCUCCCCAUCACAGUGGGGCCCGCGGAUACCUCAUCAGCGAGGACGACGACGACGAAGACGACGAGAACUAGACUUCGUUCGCGCUCUCUGCUGUCAGGUCGCAGUCAGCUCUACUAAACUGGUAGCACUGUCGAGUAGCGUGAAUUUCAUUGAGCUCCUGCUUUAAAUGUCUUUUUGUUUUAUGGUUUUACUUUGACCUUUAGGACUUCACUGUCAUUAAAACAGCCAGGUUUUGUUUUUUUUUAAACGGCCAAUUUUAUCCUAUUUGUUCCUGUGUAAGGAUCAGUUAAAAUUAUGGCUGUAGUCACUUGAGUUCUGUACAGGUAAGUUUCAUUUAUCUUUCACUUUGUUUGCGUUGGGGUUUUUUUUGUGUUGUUUUUUUAGUCACUCACUGUCACAGAUAUUUCACGCGGUGCACUCGUCUACCACGGUAUUAUUAAGGUUAGCAUUGUAUUGCAUUAGGAGUGGGUCCCCCCGCCAUGGCUUUGACACCAAAUUCGGUGUCGGAAAGGUCAGCCGAGGAAUCACGAAGACACUGUUGGGUAUCUCGGGCUGCAGGUUGUCAGAGCAGGUCAAUUAAUUGAAGUUUUACGUGCCCUGGCUCAUGCAACGGGGCAAUUUAUAUUCUGCUCAUACUAACAAAACAAAGACCUGGCUCUUUUUUUUAUUUCUCAUUGUUAAAAUAACCAGGAAACUCCAGAUCCUGUGUGAGCUGAAUCUGAGAGUACACUUGUUCUACUAAACAGCAGCAUUUUUCCAAUGUGUGUGUGUGUGUGUGUGUGUGCGCGUGUGU